CCUCCUCUUCCUUUGGAAUUAAUUCAUUAUAUUCUUUCCUUUUUACAACAUGAUGAACUUCAUCAUCUUCUCUUAGAACCACCCAAUCAUGAUUGGCUUUUUGCAACAGCAGCUAUGGUUUAUCACGAUUUGAUAUUCACUGAUAUCAAAAGACUAGAAGCCUGCAACAAUCUAUUUAAUCAAACGCGACGUCAACGACAACAUAACCUCAACCAAAGUUUUUACUCUAGAAUCAAUUAUGCUUCAUUCGUACAUUCUUUGGAUUUAUCCAUGUUACAAAGAAAGGAUGUGUUACGGAAUACACUUUUAUUGGACUUUACCAUCGAUUGUCAACAAUUACGUUCACUCAAUCUGUACAACUGCUUUACAAUCAAUAAUGAUGCUAUGAUCAAUAUCUUGUUACAAUGUUCACAAUUGGAAAAACUCUCUCUGGCUGGUGCUACUGGAAUAGAUGCUUCUUGUUUUUUGCAUCAUCGAGUACUUCGCUAUGGUUGCAAGCGCCUACGACACCUGAAUCUCAACAUGAAUCCCUUGUUCUUCCAAUCUUCGAGACGAUACAGCACGAUAUCAAAAUUACCCAUUCUGGAAACGUUGAAAUUAGGUCAUGUUCACUGGAAUGAUACACGCAAAACCUCAUUAUUCGUCCCCAUGAUGAUUCUAUGUGCCAAUGCUCACACGGUGCGGUUAGAUUCAAUGAGCUCGCCAUUGAUUCAAAUAUGCUUACAAUCUUGUCGGAUGAUUCAACAUAUGACACUUUUACGAUGCGACUUGGAUGAAGAAUUAUGGAUACAAAUACAACAACAACAACAACAACAACGGUUGAUCACCUUUGUCUUGGACUCUUGUAUAGUGACUGAUGGUAUAUCAAAGAAACAAAAAACGGAUACGAGUUUUCAAGGGUUGAUGGAUUUGGAUUUAACAAGAUUAGAUUGGAUAGGCUUCAAAAGAAUGAUGAUACCUCGUUUGGUGAUGAAUCAUGUGGUGUCACAUAUUUCUGGAUAUGACUUGACUCGAUUUGAUUGCCCGGAUUCUAUGACGGAUGAUGCAUUGAAAACAUUGAUACAUCGAUGUCCUUCUCUAACUCAUCUUUCUGUUGGCCUAGUGCAUCCUACUGGCAAUGAUGAUGAUGAUGGUCACACACAACGCGGUUGGACAAGGAUAAAGUUUACAACAUUGAUACAGGCUUUGGAUACUUGGAAAACGACAAUGACAUGGUUUGAAUUACAUGGAGGUCGACGGGGGACACGACAUUGGACGGAUGCAUGGAAACGACAACAACAAGCUUUUAUUGACUAUCUUUGCACUGGUCAGAAAAAUAAACAAUUGGAGGUGCUUUUGUUGGAUGGUUUAACUGAACCCUUCACGACGACUGAUAUUGUUCAUUUAGCUCAUCAGUAUCCAGCCAUCCAAUAUGUAGCUUUCAAGUUACAACAAACUCAUAGCAAGGAUUUGGAACAAGCCAUACAACAAUGGAAUGGGCUCGAAGGAUUUCUUUGUGUGAAUCAUGACAAUCUGGUGCAAUGGCCUAAUGAUUCUUGGCGGGAAUGGAAAUGGAUGGAUGUUAAACAACAAUCUUUUUUACGUUGGAAGGAUAUAGAGGCUACUGGUUAGUUACUUAGUUCAUUUAGAUUGAAUAAAAAAAAAAUACACAUUGUCUUUUUUU
Halteromyces radiatus is the source of this 1663-nucleotide messenger RNA. RefSeq lists its product as uncharacterized. The coding region runs from base 115 to 1611 and encodes 498 amino acids. The record is from RefSeq and is a predicted model, not a curated record. Gene Ontology annotation, cellular component: SCF ubiquitin ligase complex. The transcript has a single exon. NCBI's taxonomy places the organism in Eukaryota, Fungi, Mucoromycota, Mucoromycetes, Mucorales, Cunninghamellaceae. Gene Ontology annotation, biological process: SCF-dependent proteasomal ubiquitin-dependent protein catabolic process.